CUAGUUCACAGAGAAAAUCGAAGCAACCAUAUAGCUGCUAGUAGCGUUGCUGCUCUUAGCCUUCUUCGCAGAUCGAUCGAGAGCUAUAGCUGCUACUGCUAGUUCUUGUGAGCCUCGUGGUUGUCGCGGCAAGAUGGUCGGGGCUGUGCAGGAAGACAUCGUCCGUGAGUGGAACGGCCUUGAGACGAAUGGGUACGAGAGCAGGGCCAUGACGAAGCCGCAGCCGCGUGCAGAGGAGAGCAAGUGGUACGAGGAGGAGAUCGACGAUGACCUCAAGCUCUGCUACGCACUCAACAGUGUGCUGCAUCGAGGGGCAAGCAAGUACCAGGAGAUAGCUCUCAUCGAUACAAAGCAUUUCGGGAAGGCUUUGAUCAUCGACGGGAAGAUGCAGAGCACGGAGGUGGACGAGUUCAUCUACCACGAGUCACUGAUACACCCGCCCCUUCUCUUCCAUCCCAAUGCGAAGACGGUGUUCGUCAUGGGCGGCGGCGAGGGCUCCGCGGCGAGGGAGGUGCUCAGGCACAACACGGUCCAAAGGGUGGUCAUGUGCGACAUAGACGAGGAGGUGGUGGACUUUUGCCGGACUUACCUGAGCGCCAACUGGGGCGCCUUCUCCAGCGACAAGCUCUGCCUCGUCUUCAACGACGCCAGGGCCGAACUGGAGAAGAGCCGGGAGAAGUUCGACGUGAUCGUGGGCGACCUUGCGGACCCCGUGGAGGGGGGACCCUGCUACCAGCUCUACACCAAGUCCUUCUACGAGCACGUCGUCAAGCCCAAGCUCAACGACCGCGGCAUCUUCGUCACGCAGGCCGGGCCGGCCGGUGUGCUGACCCACAGGGAGGUCUUCUCUUCCAUCUACAACACCAUCAGGCAUGUCUUCAAGUAUGUGAAAGCGUACACUGCUCACGUGCCGUCGUUCGCUGACACCUGGGGCUGGGUCAUGGCAUCGGAUCAUCCAUUUAACCUGACUGCCCAAGAAAUCAAUGAAAGGAUCAAGGAGAGGGUGGACGGGGAGCUGGUGUACUUGACCGGGGAGUCCCUCAUCUCUUCCACCGUUCUCAACAAAAGCGUCUGCCAGUCGCUGCAGAACGAGACACACGUGUACACGGAGGAUGACGCGAGGUUCAUCCACGGGCACGGGAGGGCGCGCUGUGCUUUAACUGAACGUUGAACAAGCCUUCGAGUUGAGGCCCGGCAGCCUCUCUCCACACGGAUCGGACACACUCCCUUGAGUGGAUCAGUGAUCAGUAUCCGGCGCAAGGGAUGAUGGUCAAGUGUAGAUGGCAAGUCCGAAACCAAAAAAUAUAUAUUAUAAAACUGUAUAUGUUCUGUGCUUCGCAUUCUUCCUGUGCAAAUGGAUACGUUUUGCUGUGAAGCAUAAUUCA
Molecule: messenger RNA, 1385 nt
Organism: Phragmites australis (common reed)
Lineage: Eukaryota; Viridiplantae; Streptophyta; Magnoliopsida; Poales; Poaceae
Product: thermospermine synthase ACAULIS5-like
Exons: 8
Coding region: 134-1171 (345 amino acids)
Biological process (GO): polyamine biosynthetic process
Molecular function (GO): thermospermine synthase activity
Source: RefSeq, a predicted model, not a curated record